GAAAACUCUCUUUUUGUUUAAUAUUAAUUUUGAUUCGUGAGUUCUAUUUAAAUUUCAUACCGAUUUAAAAACAAGAAAGUGAUUUUCAAUCUUAGUUCUAAGUUUUUUGUUAUUAAAAUGUUGGAAGUGAUAACAUUAAUUAUUAAAUUUAAUUCCUAUACGCAACUUAAAUGAUGUCUCUGACUAGAUUGAAAGGAAGAACUUAAUUGGAUAUCAAUGUCAAGGUCUCCAAAGUCUUGGUAUUUUGAUGGAAAUUUUGAUCCAAAGCAAAUUUCUUUAGAACGUUUUGAAAAUUUAUAUUUUGAGUUGGCAAUUUUAAGUGAAACUUCACGAUACAUUAGUCUAUACUUUUUCCUACGUAUUUCAGAAGUUAGAAAAAAAAAAGGUUACAAUAAGCGUCCUGAUUAGUUAAAAUAGAGAAUGCAUAAAAAAAAAGUUGAAAUACGAGAGUAUAUCACUUAAGUGAGAUAUACAUAAAAAAAAUAUAAAGUGUCUAAAUUCGUUAAUGUUGUAUCAUUCUGCUACUAUGUUAUAGGGUGUUCAAAAUUAUUUGAUUCCUGGAUUGUUUUAAAAUUUUACAAUAUUCAUUUCAUGAUAUAUUCUGGUGCCUGAAUCUAUAUGUUAUGUGUUGUGGAUUUUGGGGUGACAGAAACAUUGGAUGGUUAGGAAUUCAAAUAAUUAUGCAAGUAAAUGUAUACACUCCUUCCUCCUGGCAUUGUUUGUAAUUCUAUAACAAAUUCUGAAUUAUAUUGGAAAUAAUACUGAAAGUAGAUG
Molecule: messenger RNA, 774 nt
Organism: Rubroshorea leprosula
Lineage: Eukaryota; Viridiplantae; Streptophyta; Magnoliopsida; Malvales; Dipterocarpaceae
Source: the annotation of a GenBank genome assembly